GCCAGGAGAAUGCCAAAUCCGCUGACUCACAGCGGCUGUAUUGCCUUGGAGUCCAAGGGUUGCUGCUUAGUUCCUUGAAGGGCAAAGUGGACCGAUAUACGAGAGUCGCGAAAGGAACCAAGUCCAGGGCCCCGAUCGCGUACGCUGUAUUACAGUAUCUAUUACAUAUAGGAUACGUAGACCAAGAAAAUAAGUACUCGUUCAAAAAUUCAUAUCUUUUUUGGAGACAGAAGUUAGUGGUCAAGAACCAACAACACUCUCUCUACAAACAGAUCGCUCACAUUCCGACAUCAUCGUCCGCUUCAUCCUCUAGUUUAUUUUGCAAAAAUAUACCCGAACAAUCCGGUACAAAUGCUACUACUUCACCUAGUGGGAGGACUGGUGCUUCUAGCACAACAGCUUCUAGUACUGGCGUAGUUGCAGUCGCGGUUCAAGGCAAAGUGAAGCUCUUUUGCGAUACAACGUUACAAUGGAAAUGCGCAAUUUCGCUUUCUACGCACCCUAGUGUUAGGGCAGCUAUCUUGCAGUGGUCCUUAGUUGACGAGCCUUCCUUGAAAUAUUCCCUUGUGCCUUUCGCUUUCUUCGGAAUCCCUUGUUCUUCGACGACUCAUCAGGGUCAGGAGAGAUAGAGCCUGAUUAGUAACGUUUCAAAGGGAGAUAUAUCCCAUCGUCCCCUUUUUCUGAUCGAAUUUCAAUUUGAUACCCACCUCUAUCUUCCUUUAAGUACACGACCAGCGGAGCAUCUUGUUCAAUGAUAUCCUCUAUACGAUGCCAAGAAGAGCGGCUCCUUUUCGUCGACUCCUAUGGUGGUAUCAGUUUUUUCGAGAAGGAGGUUUUGGUUCCAGAGGUGGAAGCUGAAGCGUACAGUUCUACAGAGAUCCAAGCAUCGAGACCAACUACAACACGACCAGCACCAUCUUCUCAGCACCAGGUUGGUAGCAGUGCAGUGACAGCAGCCACUACGAUCGGCAGCGUAACUCCUCUUUUCCCGCUGCAUCACAAUCCAAUAGGGAUUAGUUCAUGUGUUGCGGGAUUUGGACAUGGCCUUUACCAUCUAGAUACCUAUGCGAGGAUGCUGCCGAUUUUUAUGAAACAAGUGAGCCUAAGUAUUUUUUUUUCAACCGGUCCGCAUCGAUGACGAAAAAUGAACUCCCAAAAUACACGGUGACUUUUGCCCUUGGACACCGGAGUUAUUAACACACAGCAAUAUUCUCGGUCGUCGGUCCUUGGUAAUUCCUAACUUUCAAUUGUGGCUAUGCUGAGAGAACAACUACUUCAUCUACCCUGGUUGUAGCCAUGUUCUUCUACUUCUUCUACUCUGCUAGUUAGAGCCAUCUAAGAGGUCAUCACCUUCAUCCGCCCCUUCUACAAGCGGGUGCGUACUCUCCAGCAGUGCCGCCUCUACCUGCAGCACCAAUACGACGCCUUCAUCAGCUGCCCUACCUCCCUCAUUUACUCCAGUGUCCUCUUCUACGGCACCUACACCUCGCGGCGUUUUCUCACCAGGAGGACGAGCUAUUUCUUCAGCGUCAUCUUCCUCCUGUGGAGUAGGAGUAUUAAGGCUUCUUGCCGCAAUUCAUCUGAAGGGGCAUCUACUUUGGACACGAUUUUUUCAAAAGGAAUUCGCGUCAAGGAUGCACUUUAAGAUGAGAAUAUCGCCGAUAAGGUCUAAGAGUGGCAUCUGGAUCAUCGGCAGCUGUCAAGAGCAGUGUCACAACCUCUACUGUCUCAACAUGCGCCUCCUUUUCUUCGUGUUCUAAGAAUUCGAACAACUUCAACUUGUCUGAAACAACCACUAGUUGUACUUCGACAUCCACUAGUUCGUCAGGUCCCUCUCAUAAAGUCAACAAGAGUACCACAACUACUGCUCGAGGGCCGAUGAAGGAUGCGAAAACUACAUCAACACAGGUUGCAGCAGUAGUAGC
Messenger RNA from Amoebophrya sp. A25, 1925 nucleotides. NCBI's taxonomy places the organism in Eukaryota, Dinophyceae, Syndiniales, Amoebophryaceae. The record is from the annotation of a GenBank genome assembly.